Chanos chanos (milkfish) is the source of this 1645-nucleotide messenger RNA. RefSeq names its product alpha-1-antitrypsin homolog. The record is from RefSeq and is a predicted model, not a curated record. Lineage: Eukaryota; Metazoa; Chordata; Actinopteri; Gonorynchiformes; Chanidae. Gene Ontology annotation, molecular function: serine-type endopeptidase inhibitor activity. Bases 57 to 1349 code for a protein of 430 amino acids. The transcript has 5 exons.
UUGACUGCUGACUGGGACAGUCUCCUGCAGACAGUACUCCUACGGUAGAUAGCAAAAUGUGGGAUAAGUUCUCUUGUUAUCUGACCUUUGGCCUGCUGCUGGUCAUAGCCUGCACUGCAGCUCCAGCUAGCAACGAUCAUGGCAUCCACUCUGCAGAUCAUCACAAACACCUUCAUCACGCCAAAGGGGAGCCCCAUCCCAGCCAUGAGGGUGCCCACCAAGACUGCCAUCUGCUUUCCCCACACAAUGCUGACUUUGCUUUCAGUCUGUACAGGAAGCUAAAUGCCCUGCCCGACUCUAAAGGCAAGAACAUCUUUUUCAGUCCAGUGAGCAUCUCUAUGGCACUAUCCCUGCUAGCCCUGGGCGCCAAGGAGCACACUCACUCAGAGAUCUACCGUGUACUGGAAUACAGUAACCUCCAGCCCGCACAGGUUAAUGAGGGAUACGAGCACCUGCUCCACAUGCUCAACCACAGUCGAGAUGCCUUUCAGCUGGAGAUGGGCACUUCUCUAGCCAUCAGACAGGGCUUCAAGCCACUUGACAAGUUCCUGCAGGAUGCCCAACACUACUAUCAGAGUGAGGCUUUCACUGCUGAUUUCAGCAAACCUGAUGUGGCUGCACAAGAGAUCAAUAAGUACAUUGCCAAGAAGACACAUGACAUGAUCACUGACUUGGUUAAGGAUGUGGAUAAAGACGCUGUCAUGAUGCUGAUAAGUUAUUUGUUUUUCAGAGGUAAAUGGGAGGAACCUUUUGAAGAAAGACACACUCGUAAAAGCGAUUUCCAUGUGGAUAAAAAUACCAAAGUGACAGUGGACAUGAUGUGGAGUAAUGAUUUCCAUGAGUAUUAUGUAGAUCAAUCCAACCACACCACUGUUCUGAUGUUGCCAUACAAGGGCAAUGCUUCCAUGAUGAUCCUUCUUCCUGAUGAGGGCAAGAUGCAGGAGGUGGAGGGGCUCCUCUCUAAAGAUCAGAUCAAACACUGGCAUGACAGUCUUUUGAGAGAGAAAUUCCCAGUGACAGUGCCCAAGUUCUCCAUAUCAGCAACUUACUCCCUGGCUGACACUCUGAAGGAGAUGGGAAUGGUCAGUGCAUUCUCAGAAACAGCAGACCUCUCCGGCCUAUCAGAGAUACAGAAGCUGAAGGUUUCAAAGGUGGAACAUAAGGCAGCUCUCAAAGUGGAUGAGAGAGGCUCUGACGCAGCUGCUGCCACCACUGUAGAGAUUUUACUUGGGUCAUCUCUACCAAGACUGACAAUUGAUCUGAACAGACCAUUCCUCCUGCUGAUUGUUGAAGACAGCACCAAAACUAUCCUCUUCAUGGGCAAGAUAACAGACCCUACUGCUGCAUAAGGGCCCCUGAACCUUAUAGUCACAUAUCUGAUUUCACAUUUGUUGACAAAAAUUCAUCCAGAGCUGCGUGUAUCUAUACAUACGUAAGAUGAUACCAAGGCUGAAUGAAAAGAAAUUCUGCUCCACAGCUCUGACAUUUUAGACUGUAAAUCAUCAGAUCAUUCUUCUUUCAAGUGUGCAUAUGUUUAUAUUUGUGUCUAUGUAUGUUUAUCUGAUUAUUUCCACCAAAGGUAAUUUCCUCAUCUGAUUUUGGGUCUGUUUAAAAAUAAACAUUGCAAAGUUAAGUUCUCUCCCUA